Corvus hawaiiensis (hawaiian crow) is the source of this 2199-nucleotide messenger RNA. It is a transcript of the gene GRK2, whose product is annotated as G protein-coupled receptor kinase 2. Lineage: Eukaryota; Metazoa; Chordata; Aves; Passeriformes; Corvidae. The transcript is spliced from 21 exons. Gene Ontology annotation, molecular function: G protein-coupled receptor kinase activity; G protein-coupled receptor binding; ATP binding. The coding region runs from base 43 to 2109 and encodes 688 amino acids. The record is from RefSeq and is a predicted model, not a curated record. Gene Ontology annotation, biological process: G protein-coupled receptor signaling pathway; protein phosphorylation; regulation of signal transduction.
CCGGUGCGGCGGCGGCGGCGGCGGGGCCGGCGGCGCGGCACGAUGGCGGACCUGGAGGCGGUGCUGGCGGACGUGAGUUACCUGAUGGCCAUGGAGAAGAGCCGCGCCGCGCCCGCCGCCCGCGCCAGCAAGAGGAUCGUCCUGCCCGAGCCCAGCAUCCGCAGCGUCAUGCAGAAGUACCUGGAGGACCGGGGAGAGGUGACAUUUGACAAGAUCUUCACACAGAAGAUUGGCUACCUGCUCUUCCGGGAUUUUGCCUUCAACCAGGCCGAGGAGGCCAAGCCCCUGAUGGAAUUUUAUGAGGAGAUCAAGAAGUACGAGAAGCUGGACUCGGAGGAGGAGCGAGCUGCCCGGAGCCGCCACAUCUUCGACCAUUACAUCAUGAAGGAGCUGCUGGCCUGCUCCCACCCCUUCUCCAAGAGCGCCACGGAGCACGUCCAGAGCCGCCUGAGCAAGAAGCAGGUGCCCCCAGACCUCUUCCAGCCCUACAUUGAGGAGAUCUGCCAGAACCUGCGUGGGGGCAUCUUCCAGAAAUUCAUUGAGAGUGACAAGUUCACACGGUUCUGCCAGUGGAAGAACGUGGAGCUGAACAUCCAUCUCACCAUGAACGACUUCAGUGUUCACCGAAUCAUCGGCCGCGGCGGCUUCGGGGAGGUCUAUGGCUGCCGGAAAGCGGACACGGGCAAAAUGUACGCCAUGAAGUGCUUGGACAAGAAACGCAUCAAGAUGAAGCAGGGCGAGACGCUGGCCCUCAACGAGCGCAUCAUGUUGUCCCUCGUCAGCACCGGGGACUGCCCAUUCAUCGUGUGCAUGUCCUACGCCUUCCACACGCCCGACAAGCUCAGCUUCAUCCUCGACCUCAUGAAUGGGGGGGACCUGCACUAUCACCUGUCCCAGCACGGCGUCUUCUCGGAGGCGGAGAUGAGGUUCUACGCGGCCGAGAUCAUCCUGGGCCUGGAGCACAUGCACAGCCGCUUCGUGGUGUACCGCGACCUCAAGCCGGCAAACAUCCUCCUGGACGAGUUCGGCCACGUCCGCAUCUCCGACCUGGGCCUGGCCUGCGACUUCUCCAAGAAGAAGCCCCACGCCAGCGUGGGCACCCACGGGUACAUGGCACCGGAGGUGCUGCAGAAGGGGGUGGCCUACGACAGCAGCGCCGACUGGUUCUCGCUGGGCUGCAUGCUCUUCAAGCUGCUCCGGGGGCACAGCCCGUUCCGGCAGCACAAGACGAAGGACAAGCACGAGAUCGACCGGAUGACCCUCACCAUGGCCGUGGAGCUGCCGGACUCCUUCUCCCCGGAGCUGCGCUCCCUGCUCGAGGGGCUGCUGCAGCGGGACGUCAACCGGCGCCUGGGCUGCAUGGGGCGAGGAGCGCAGGAGGUGAAGGAAGAGCCCUUCUUCAAGGGCCUGGACUGGCAGAUGGUGUUCCUGCAGAAGUACCCGCCACCCCUCGUCCCGCCCCGCGGCGAGGUGAACGCGGCCGACGCCUUCGACAUCGGCUCCUUCGACGAGGAGGACACCAAGGGCAUCAAGCUGCUGGAGAGCGACCAGGAGCUGUACCGCAACUUCCCGCUCACCAUCUCGGAGCGCUGGCAGCAGGAGGUCACCGAGACCGUCUUCGACACCGUCAAUGCCGACACCGACAAGCUGGAGGCUCGCAAGAAGGCCAAGAACAAGCAGCUGGGGCACGAGGAGGAGUACGCCAUGGGCAAGGACUGCAUCAUGCACGGCUACAUGGCCAAGCUGGGCAACCCCUUCCUGACGCAGUGGCAGCGCCGCUACUUCUACCUCUUCCCCAACCGCCUGGAGUGGCGUGGGGAGGGCGAGUCGCCGCAGUCCCUGCUCACCAUGGAGGAGAUCGACUCGGUGGAGGAGACGCAGGUGAAGGAGCGCAAGUGCAUCCUGCUCCGCAUCCGCGGGGGCAAGCAGUUCGUGCUGCAGUGCGACAGCGACCCCGAGCUGGUGCAGUGGCGGAAGGAGCUGCGGGACGCACAGCGCCAGGCGCAGCAGCUGCUGCAGCGGGUGCCCCGCAUGCAGAACAAGCCCCGCUCGCCCGUGGUGGAGCUCAGCAAAGUGCCGUUCAUCCAGCGCUCCCCCAACGGGCUCUGACCCCUCCCCGAGCCCCCUUCCCCCUUCCCACCCCGCCUCUAAUUUAUUGGGUUGGGUUCCCGCGUGUCCCCCCCGCUCUCCGUGUGCCCA